AUGGCGAGCACUGAAGCAUCCCUACCCUCCCCUCCGUCCGAGUCGGCCUCGGCAGUCUCUCUCGAUUCUUCAAUCCGCACCACCCCCAUUCACCCCGACCUUACAGAGAUCCAAGUUCCAGGGGAGCCUCUGCCGGUUUACCGGUACCACCCGAUUACCUGUCAGCCGAUUGAGGAGCAAGAUGUCCGUGCCGAGCUCCACAAGCUGCGCCAGGAGUUUCCCUCGAAAGAGACCGCUCUGAGGGCGCAGGAGCAGGCCGCUAAAGAAGUCAAAAGGACACUUGACGAAGCCGAGAAAAAGAAAGAACAGAUUCAAAGGGCUAUGGAUAAGAAGACUAAGGAACGCGACACCGAGAUGAAGGUCUUGUCCAAGUACCAGGAAGUCAAAGCGUCGGAUAUCCCGUCUUGA
Penicillium cinerascens is the source of this 408-nucleotide messenger RNA. RefSeq lists its product as uncharacterized. NCBI's taxonomy places the organism in Eukaryota, Fungi, Ascomycota, Eurotiomycetes, Eurotiales, Aspergillaceae. The transcript has a single exon. The record is from RefSeq and is a predicted model, not a curated record. Bases 1 to 408 code for a protein of 135 amino acids.